Molecule: messenger RNA, 624 nt
Organism: Suillus paluster
Lineage: Eukaryota; Fungi; Basidiomycota; Agaricomycetes; Boletales; Suillaceae
Exons: 4
Coding region: 1-624 (207 amino acids)
Molecular function (GO): actin binding
Source: RefSeq, a predicted model, not a curated record
AUGACCUGGCAAAACAUCCUAGACGAGCUGAAAAAAGCCGCUCUGACAGUCAGCAAUCAAGGACCAGCAUCUGACAGUAUCCUCGGAGUUAAGUACCUGACACUCCAGCAUUCUGCAGACCACUGGGAGGAGCUUCAUGCUCCCGUUCAUGCUAUCUUCGGUUGGGGACAAGAAGGGGGUCUACUAUCUUCGAAAUCGAGUCAGGCAGACUUUCUCCUUAUACACGACUUUCUGAAUACCUUUGCCCAAACUCUUUUUGGCACAACAGAGCUUGUCUACAAUCUUGGAACAUCCGCGCUCAGUGUCUCAGAGGGCCGGUAUCACGCUAUGAAACCAUGGGCCUUUGAAUGGUGGGAAGCAGCUGGGAUGGUGGCAGUGUGCGAGAUUCUUGCGUUGCAGUUCGUGACAUGCGGUAUAGGGAGCAGCCGGGGUCCUGUAGCUGCCUGUUCGAAUGAAGCUACAAUACACGUAUCCCUGCGUCUUGGAGGUUCUUCAACAACUUGCCGCUGCGAGGCGACGCGAGAAGAAUCUUGUGGGAUGCGGAUCGGGUUCGGAACUAUGACAAAAAUUUCAGUAUUAUGGUCGAGCAACAUGGGUGAUACGAUACGAUACAUACCUCCGUAG